AAAUGAACAGCAUGAGGAACAAAGUUGUGAAGAAAGCAACCAAAUUGGCAGGACAAGCUUCGAAAUGAUAUAAGAAGCCAGCCUCUUCUUCUUGUGGCAGAACUAAAGAAGGAGCACAACCUAGACUUGGUGUGAAGGGAGUGAAGGACAGGAGGCCUAAAAAGCAUCCAGAGGAGGACAAAGAUGCUCAACAAUACGUGACUGUUGGAAAAACCACGAAAGAAUGAGAGAACAGAGAUAAUGGAGAAAAUAUUAUAAACCAGGCUAAAAUGAAGACUAGUAGUAUUGGCUCUACAUUUAAAAGUGACGAAUCUUGAUCUAAAAAUAAGCUAAGCAUUGUAAAUAUCCUGAGCACUCAAGGUGAUUCCUCAUCAAAUGGCACACAUUUUGCUGAUAGAAAACAUAGCACUGCUACUAAGAUAAAAUUUAAUUCUAUGUCAAGUGGCAGCAACGAGAGGAACACUCUAAAGAAAGGCAAGAAAGGGUCUAGCGAGCCAAAAAUUCAGGAGAAACCUAAAGAGCCAAUUUUAAAAAUGGAUGAGAGUAAGAAGCCUGAGUUUUAUCAAAGAAUGAAGAAGGAAAAUAGCAGGAAUCUUCAUCAUCAACAAAACAACCAUCAUCGUUAUAAGCUAUACAGCUCCUCAGAGCGGGAGCAUGAAGAAGUGCCUCCAAAUUAUUCAGCUAAGACUACUGAAAAACUGAAGAUUGCGAAGAAGCAGGUAAAGGACAUUCUCAGCAAGUCAAAAGCAAAAGGAGCCAAUAUAAACCCUGCCAAUAUCAAGAGUAGUAGUGGGAAGCUAAAAAGUAGAGGGAGAUCAAAUAAGAGUGCUCAGAUAUCCAACAGGAACUCUAGUAAUGAAGGAGGCACUGGGACUUUAAAAAUAAAGAAGAAUCCUCAUCAGGCGAUAAAAUUCAAUAAGAAAAAAAUCCAAUUUGUGAGGCAAAAUUCACAACAUAAUAAGCGAACCAGGAGCCUUAGCAAUAAUGUCAAGACUUUUCAGUCUAAGAAGUCUGAUGAAAGUGGGAACACUAACAACGAUGCUGAUGACAACUCCUCAAGUAGCAAGAAGAUCAGCAAGGUUGACAGUCAUCCUAACUGGAAGAUCAGUGCCAAAAACAAUGAAAAGAUUGGUGCAAUUGCCUCUAUAUCUAAAUAUAGCACGCCUGGAAGCUACCCUUCAGAUAAUUUCCAAGCUUGUACACUUACAAAGGAAAAUAGAAAUGGAAACAUAGAGCAAAAAUAAUUGAAUGGGAGCAGAUCCUAAUCCCAUAUCUCCUACAAGUGCAAAAUCUCUGAUAGAGAAUGAUACUUUCUCUGCUAAAGUGCAAUCGAAAGGAAUAGUAACUCCAAGUAGCAAUAUUCUCUCGAUGACUAUUAAGAAAAAGGAGGGAAAAUCAGGGAAAAACUCUGGAACAAUAGAAGCAAGUAGUUACAACUCAUUGAUCUCACAUCAAAGCAAGUCAUUGUCCAAUACCAAGAACGAAAAAUCUAGCCGGUCGAUUAUCAACAGGAAGGCUAUUGCCUCUAAGAAAAGGAUCAGCAGUAAAGAAGAGUCCUCUGCAUCCUCAAAGAACAAAUAUAAAGCCACUCAAGAAGCUCUGGUGUCCAAAAAGUAUUCUGAACUCAAUGUGAAUAAUGAAAUCGCGAAGAGCCACAACCUUGGGUUUAACUACAAAAGAAGCUCUAUCAAGUCUGAUAACUCUGAAGAUACCCUGAAAUCUCCUGUUACAAAGGGAAGCGAGAAAUGAUAUCUUGACACUAUCAGUAAGACUGAUAAGCAAAGUGAGGAGAAAUAUAAGAAGGAAUACACAGAGAGACACAACAACUAUGAUUCAUUGAAAUUUGAGCACAACAACUACUUCAUCACUGAGAAGUAUAGCAUGACUAAUGAACUGAGUGACAAGAGGCUUUCAACCCAGCCAGAGACUCACUUCUCAGAACCGAAGAAAUCUAAGAGAGAUAGGAAGUUAAAGUCACCUAAUUUUGAGAAGAGCCAUAUCCAGGAGGGUAUGAGCCUCAACAGUAUAUCUUCCAAAACAAUUGAGGAAGGUCAUGGGUCGAAACAGAUCUUCUUCGAUAAUAAGAUUCACAUGAAUAAGGAGAACAGUAAGAGGAUCAGGAUGGAAAUGAAUCCUGAAUUAAAGAGCUCAAGUAAAACUCAUAAAGCUGUCUUUAAGAACUAUACCAAGAAUGAACAAUUCCUGAAAAAGAAAAGCCUCAAGAAAUCUCAUGAGAGGAAGAGUGGUAAAGACUCUAAGAACUCUAAUUCUGAGUCUGAAGUCAGCAGCAUGCUGAAUAAUAGUUUUAAGACCCAAGAAAAUCCUAAAAGGACACCUAAGAAUCGUGGGAUCACCAGCGCUUCAUCAAUUCAGAGUUUCCAAUCCUUCAAAAAGAAGUCUUUCCAUGAGAUACUUGGCUCAAAGACUAAGACUGUAAAGGAAUAUGAGAUUAAGGAGCAGGUGUCCAAUAUUGUCAAUAAAAACAGAGAUUCAUUGGGUGAUACUGAAGGGAUUCAAAGAGACAUUCUUCACACUCCAAAAGGAAUAGACGAGACUCUGAGCUCUAUUUAUAGCACAAUCGAAGAAAAUUCUGUGUGAAAUAAACGACAUGAUAUCUCUGUUGUAGAAGCAGAUGGAAUUCUUGAUCAGAUUAAUAGCAGAAUGAUGAAACUCCACUUUGAAAUGAUAUAUAAAAAUUUAGACAAGGAAGAAGGAAAAUGAGAAGACUUCUCAUUUGAGAUUGAUAAUACCAAUAAUAUGCUGGUUCCGAAGAACUCUGAUGCACCUAUAAAAACAAAGAACUUUGUCCAGUUGCCAAAUAGAGAAGAUUUAUAUGUUGAAACACAAGGAUCUAAUGGGAACCCUCAAUGGGUAGCUGAUACUCAAACAAUUAGGAUUUUUCCAACAAGCCCUUCACGAAGAGAUAAUGCAUCAAUCUCCUCUCCUUUUACCUCACCUGAGACUAACCAUAGGUCUCCCAACGGGACAACUAUUGGAAGUCCGAAUCCUAGUCAACAGAGCAGUGCACAUCAUGAUCAGAAGGCUGGUGUUAAAACCUCAAUGUAUAAUCUACAAUGCAGUUCGAGCCAUUAUUACGAGAAAAGUUUGUUCGUUGAACCAAACUUACCUCCGAAAGACCAAAUAAUGGUUGAAAUCAAAGACCAUGAGGACCAUGCCAAGGAUAAGUCUGAUGAUAUUGAAAUUGACAGAGAACUAGAAUACAGCCAAAACUUCAUCUCUCUGAACGACUCUUCCACAAGCCAGGUAGAAAAGAGUUUUGAGUCAAAAAUGUCAGAAGGCACAGAAAGUAUAAACCCGAAUAAUUAUUCCUUCAUCAGCUGUGCCAAUUUUAUCAAGCAAGGGAAAGAGAAGAGGUUCAUGAGCUUUCUUCGAGAUAAGAUCCACGUACUAGAGGAGGAGACUAUAUGCCUUCUUCCAUCACUGAAUAUGCAGAAUCAGUUGAAGCAGUAUAAGCCUAGCUUCUUUGCUAUCAACUACCAGCAUUUGGAAGGUCCUAAACUGGAAUACUUCCUUUAGUAGUUAUCUAGGAUUUUGGUUUAGCAAGUUUAAACUUCAA
Molecule: messenger RNA, 3577 nt
Organism: Moneuplotes crassus
Lineage: Eukaryota; Ciliophora; Spirotrichea; Euplotida; Euplotidae
Source: the annotation of a GenBank genome assembly